Molecule: messenger RNA, 1137 nt
Organism: Coccidioides posadasii C735 delta SOWgp
Lineage: Eukaryota; Fungi; Ascomycota; Eurotiomycetes; Onygenales; Onygenaceae
Gene: HEM13
Product: Coproporphyrinogen-III oxidase
Cellular component (GO): cytoplasm
Molecular function (GO): coproporphyrinogen oxidase activity
Source: RefSeq, a predicted model, not a curated record
AUGGGUGCUUCGCUGCAUGCUCUGACCUCAGAGCCCGUCAGGCUCGAUGCGCCCUCGAUUGCUGCUCUCGAUGAUAAAACAAAGCGCGGGGGCACCAUAACCUCCUCAUCGCCCAUGCGUCUUCGCAUGGAAAAGCUUAUAAAGGACCACCAGAAGAAAAUCGUAGAUGAGCUGUCGCGCAUAGACGGGAAGAACUUCAUCGUUGACGAAUGGAACCGACCCAAUGGUGGUGGUGGUAUCUCCUGCGUCCUUCAAGAUGGCAACGUCUUUGAAAAAGCUGGCGUCAAUGUCUCCGUCGUAUACGGCCAAUUACCACGCCCGGCCAUUGAGAAGAUGCGCGCGGACCAUAAAUCGUUCGUCGCUACGGACGUGGACUCGCUAGACUUUUUUGCUGCCGGGCUCUCUCUAGUCCUACACCCCAAAAAUCCAAUGGCUCCGACAGUCCACCUAAACUACCGCUACUUCGAAACUUCAGACCCCAAAGAUCCCAUCCACGGACCGAAGAACUGGUGGUUCGGCGGAGGCACAGACCUAACCCCAUCAUACAUCUUCCCCGAAGACUGCAAGCACUUCCACCAAACAAUCAAAGACGUCUGCGACAAACAUGACCCCAGCUACUACCCCAAAUUCAAAAAAUGGUGCGACGACUACUUCUACAUCCCGCACCGCCAUGAAGCCCGCGGCAUCGGCGGGAUCUUCUUCGACGACCUUGACGCUGAAUUUCUGGCCCACUCCACCUCCCACUCCUCGACAAAUCCACAAGAGACCCUCUUCGCGUUCGUUUCUGACGCCCUCGCCUCAUUCUUGCCGUCUUACGUUCCCAUCGUCGAACGCAGGAAGGACAUGCCGUUCACCCAAGCUGAGAAGGACUGGCAGCAGCUACGUCGCGGGCGCUACGUCGAGUUUAAUCUUGUGUAUGACCGCGGGACCAGCUUCGGGCUGCGUACCCCGAGCGCGAGGGUGGAAAGUAUCUUGAUGAGUCUUCCCAGAACGGCGGAGUGGGUGUACAUGGAUCCAAUCUCUGGGACGAGGAUGGGUGAGGAGAAGAAGGUUGUUGGGGAGGAAGUCGGCGGCGAGGAGAAGAAGAGGGAGAGAGAGCUGAUGGAUGUCUUGAAGUAUCCCCGGGAAUGGGUGUGA